This is a messenger RNA of Closterium sp. Yama58-4, 1137 nucleotides long. NCBI's taxonomy places the organism in Eukaryota, Viridiplantae, Streptophyta, Zygnematophyceae, Desmidiales, Closteriaceae. The record is from the annotation of a GenBank genome assembly.
AUGAUGCACCGAUCAGUUUCUUCAUUUGGCUUUGCUGCAUCCUCCAUGGCUCGAAUCGAGGCAUCGUGGCAGGAGAUUACACAGCGCGAGGGAGAGCCUAAGGCGCGCAGCUCGCACGCCAUAGCAGUGGUGGGGAACAAGAUGUUUGUGUUCGGGGGGGAAUUCGAGCCGCGAGUGCCAAUCGGCAACGAUAUGCAUGUCAUGGACCUGAGCACCCGCGAGUGGACCAUCGCUGCUGCUUCUGGUGACAUCCCGUCCCCCCGCAUCGGCAUCACCAUGGUGGCUUUGGGGAGCACCCUGUACGUGUUUGGUGGAAGAGACGGUGAUAAAAACGAGCUGAGCGACUUCUACUCCUUCGAUACAGUCACGGGGCAGUGGAGGCUGCUGACCACUGGGGACAAGUCCCCUCCUGGCAGGAGCUACCACACCAUGGCAGCAGACCCCCAUCGCUCCCAAAUCUACAUUUUUGGCGGCUGUGGCACCACGGGUCGAUUCAACGACCUCUGGGCCUACCCUGUCGCUCCCUCUGCCUCUGCCACCCACACCAACACAUGGCGGCAACUCCCCUCCCCUCCUCCUUCCAGUUCUUGCGUGCCUCGGGGUGGGCCUGGGUUAGCAGUAGCAGGGGACGCAGUGUGGGUGUUGUUUGGGUUUUCCGGGAAGCAUGAGCUUGGGGAUGUGCAUAGGUUUGAUCUGGGGAAGGAGACUUGGGAGGAGGUGCAGUUUCCUCCUGCUACUGCUGGUGCAGAUGCGGCUGGUACGGCUGGUAACGGGGAUGUAAUCAAGCCCAUUCCGCGGAGUGUUUUCGGCGCUGUGACCGUCUCACUCCCUGCUGCUAGCGAGUCUGCUUGUAAGGAGUACAUAGUGGUGUAUGGUGGUGAAGUGGACCCAUCAGAUCUAGGCCAUUUGGGGGCAGGGAAAUUCUCCAAAGAUCUCUUCCUAUUGGACGUGGAGGAGAGGAAGUGGCUCCGGCCGGCGUCGCUCGUCUCUUCUGGCGGAGACCCGGGCGCUCGUGGGUGGUUCCCUGUUGCUCCUUUGGGUGCUUCUGCUGGUGCUGGCAUGGUGGUGUAUGGAGGCAACUCUGAGAGCAACGACCGUCUGGAUGAUGUGUUUGUGCUCCGGCUGACCAUUGCUUGA